Molecule: messenger RNA, 2084 nt
Organism: Psylliodes chrysocephalus
Lineage: Eukaryota; Metazoa; Arthropoda; Insecta; Coleoptera; Chrysomelidae
Source: the annotation of a GenBank genome assembly
AUGCAAACGUCGGGUUAGGGACAGACACGGGACUGACAUAUUAAGUGAAUUUUAAUUUAAAUUAGCAGUUAAAAUAAAAAAAAAAAACAUUUUUUUUCAGUAGACUUUUAGAUGACAUUUAUCUGGAUAAAUUGAAAUAUUUUAAUUUUUAUUUUUAAUGAUUUCAGUUUUCCGACUAAUUAACAGGACACGGGAUUAGUCGCUUUUGUGGCAAUCACCCAUAUGUAGUCUCCGAACUCAAAAACAUUAUUGUCGAAAAUUAAACUAUGCAAUGUAAAUAAUCGUCGUAAUUUUCUAGUAUGGCAUUUUAGAGCAGCAUCGCUCUUGGCUCUGUCAAAUUCAUCAGUAUUUUGAAUGUAAUUAUAAAUUCUAAAAACUUCUUUAUACGUUUCAGAAAUUGUACCGUCUUCUAAUAUUCGCAGAACUUCUCGUUUUUUCGUCAACAAAAUUCGCAAAAAGAACAACUCCAUUUGGUCUUAGGAUGCACAGUUGUUGCUUGCUAAUUUGUCUUCUUUUUUCCAUUCCACAUUUUUGUUAUCCUAUGUGUAAUAUUCCGGGAUUUCUGCAUACAAAUAUUGUCUUGCUUCUUCGUCUUCUCUAUUUAACGCUUCUAGUUUCUAUUCUAUUUUCUAAACGUCAUUAUAUAUUCUCAUGAUCGUAUAAUUUUUCAUUUAAAAUGGUUCGUUCUCCAUGUAGAUGCACGGACAAUACCAUAUCCAAAUGAGAUCGAUCGUGCGUUUUAAAGUCAAUGUUCCUUCAAUCGAGCUAACAUAUUGUAAAUCUUAAUAUUGGCGGAUUUCGUCUACCAUUACUUCUGUUUCUCUUUGUUGCUGUUAACUGUCGUUUGUGGCCGUUAUUGUUCUUCUUUGCGGUGUUGUUGCAGCACCCGCAGUAUUAUCGUUACCCAUAUACAAAGUAAUAGCAUCGUCUUUUUUAUGAAUAUAAUUAUGUAAAUAUUUUAUAGUAUAUUGAGGACUGACCACCUCAACAUUAAUGUGUGUGGUACAUCGACAGAAGAUAUUGAUUGUAGGGUCGAUUAUGGUUAUGUGCUGCUGAUAUUGUUACAGAUACAUCGUAUAAACAAUAUACGAUAUUACAGGCAAGAGAUAAAAAAACGGCCGAAGUACAAACGAUCCAAUGAUGGUCGGACAAUGUAUCUGGAAUAAUAGCAGCACGUAACCAAUCGACGUAUAUUACCCCACAAUCCAAACUAGAACAAUAAUGGCCACUAACAGCAGUCAACAGCAACAAUUAGAAACAGAAGUAAUGGUCGACGAAAUCCACCAAUAUUAUUUCCGAUAUGUUAGCUCGAUUGGAGGAACAUGUCGCAUUUUUGGAUUUAAAAUGCACGAUCGAUCUCAUUCGGUUAUGGUAUUACCCGUGCAUCUACAUAGAGAACGAAUCAUUUUGUAUGAAGAACUAGACGAUCAUGAGAAUAUACAACGACGUCUAGAAAGUAGAUCAAAAUUCGAAGCGUUUUUAAAAUUAAAUAGAGAAAACGAAGAAGCAAGACAAUAUCUAUAUGCAGAAAUCCCUGAACAGUACACGUGGGAUAACAAAAAUGCGGAACGAACGAAAAGAAAAUAAAUUAGCAAGCAACUAGGGUGCAUGAUAGAAAUUACUCUUUUAUCCGAAGACCAAAUGGAGUUGUUUUUUUUGCGAAUUCUGAUGACGAUAAAACGAGGAGAACAAGUUGCGAAGAUCUGCGAACAUUAGAAGACGGUCCAGAAGAUAAUUUUCUUGAGAAUUAUAUCUCUUUUAUCUUUCUAGUGCUUGCUCACUGGCUAACAAAUAGUGGUGGUUUAAUGAUGGAUUUCUUAGUUAAUCUUCUCCCGGUAUACCGCCGUACAUAUGAUGGAUUUGGCCACAAACGCCAAAUGAUUAGUGGCCUUGUUGUCCACGUUGCACACACGGACAAAUAACACACUUAGUGCGACAAAAAUGCAAAUCUAAAAUAAUUAAUAUAUUUUAUAGUAGUUUGUGCUAAGACAUAGUAACAAGAAUACUAGUAGUUAAUUCUCAUUAUGUAUUUUAGAAAUGAAUACAGAUAAUAAAUAAUAACAAACCAUAUAAAAUUUUAAUGG